AAAAUCGUUAAAUAGAGGUCCAUGAGCCUGUUGAUAUUCUAAUUAUAAUGGAUGAUAAAACAAUCAGAGAUUAUUUGGAAUCUGGUAGAGCUCUGAAACAAAAGUUUGAAGAAAUGAAAUUUGGUAAACUAACCAAACGUAUUCAGUUGGAAGAAAGGUUUAAACCAAUUACAGAAUCAUUGCAAACUUUGAAUGAAAAUAUGACAAAGUCUAUACAAGUGCAGGGAGACAAAGGUAUUCCUUUCAUUUUGAAUGACUUAUUAAAACCAGGUAAAAAUAUUGAUAAACACUUUGGUGUAAGAAUUGAAAAUAGAGGUUUAUUUGUUGGUAAUUCCCAAUUAACAAUCACACCUGAUAACAAUAUUCUUUUGGAAUCAGAUCAAAGCUUGUAUAAAGGUACUACUGGUCUUUGGGAAUUACUCACUGCUGAAAAUCCUCAACAUUAUGAUGCUAGAGAUUUGAGCAAUUAUGAACAAAUUGUGUUACGUUCUUAUGCUUAUAGGCGUAAAAAUGAUAGACAUAGCCCAUACUAUAAAGCUACAAAUACUAACAAGUAUAGAACCUUAAUCAGGCCAAUGCUAGUAAAGUACCACAUUAUUAAACAACAACAACAACAACAACCUCUGUCUGUAAUAAAAGAAACUGAAACUGACGAUGAAGAUGAUGAAUUCUAUGAUACCUCAUUUUAUGAGGAUGAAGAUCUUAAAAAAGGUUCUGGAUUGCAUAAAUUUAAUACAGGGCAACCUGUGGAGUAUGUUCAUUGGAAUACUGUUGAUGAAUUAGUUGAAAGACUGUGUCAUUUGUGGGGUGAAAUACAAUCUGGCAACACAAAUCCUAUUUUACUCAAUGAAAUAGUCAACAUUAUUCAGGAAUUCAAAGAACUUUGAAAAACGUUAUAUAGACUUAUGAGCAGAAGAAAAUUCAUUAUUUUAAAAUGGAUUAUCGUUAUCAAAGAUAUCUAAGAUGCAUGGAGGUAAUGCCUGAGCCCGUAGGUACUUCUAGUCCUAUUUAUGGCAGAGGUAUUAUCAAUUCUAUGAUUAAUAAUUUACCAUUUGAAAUGCAUAUGCCUGGCUACAAUUAUUUAGGUCCUGGUACCAAGCUUGAAAAGAGAUUGAAUGCAGGCAGCCAACCAACAAAUAAACUUGAUGAAUUAGCUAUGAAUCACGAUAUAGCGUAUUCAAAGUCUAAAAAUUUGGAUGAUCGUCAUGCUGCUGAUUAUGAUUUACAAGAAGGAGCUUGGAAACGUGUGUUGGCAGAUGAUGCAGGGUUGGGAGAAAAAGCAGUAGCAUGGUUAACAACUAAUGCCAUGAAAGCUAAAAGAGCUUUAGGUGCUGGCUUGCUAACAAAGUACCCUGUAUCUCUGGAACCAGCAGAGCAAGAAAAACUUGCAGCAGCUGUACAGGCACAGAAAGGUGUUUCCUUAAAAGUUAGUACUAUACGUACCAAAGAAUCUGUGAUGAGUGAGUCCUACUUACCACUAACAAAAAGUCAGAUUGCAAAUCUUAAAAAAGGUGGCAGUGGUAAGAAAACCAUUAGAUUAUCAGCUGCUCAGGUUGAAAAGGUCAAGUCUGGAGGUUACCUUAAAACAAUGCUUCAGUAUGGUCCUGCAGCCAUAGGUGCUGUUUCUGCUCUUGUUGAUCUUUUCAAAAGUAAGGAAAAAGAUGGCAAAGGUGUUUACAUCAACAAGAAACCUAGAGGUUCAGGAGUUUACAUUAAUAAAAAACUAAAAAGUGGUGAAGGUGUUUACAUUAAUAAGAAACCUAAAGGUUCAGGUGUUUACAUCAAUAAAAAACCAAAAAGUGGUGAAGGUGUUUACAUUAACAAGAAACCUAAAGGUAAUGGUCUUUUGGAUGAACUUCUAAAAAAAAAAAAGCUACUCCAUUGAAUAAUUUGGAAUUGACAGAGUAUGCCAUUCAAUUAAAAAUACCUUUCUUUAGAGGUGUAUUCAUGCGUGAUAAGUUACCAACAAAAAUUUUAAAUAAUGAAUCUGCUAUUGUGAAUUUAGAUUCAAGCUCUGGUCCAGGUACUCAUUGGGUUGCAUAUGUGAAACGUGGUCAAAAUGUAGAAUAUUAUGACUCUUUUGGUGUUGCCCCACCAGCUGAACUACUUGUUUACUUUGGAAAGAAAGCCAAGGUAAUUUAUAAUUAUGAGCAAGAUCAAAAAUUAAGUCAAGUCAUUUGUGGUCAUUUGUGUUUGAAGUUUCUACAUAAAUACAUAUGAUUUCAAAACUUUGAUAUUUGAAAAAUGGAUUUAGCUCUUGAAUUGCACAAACCUGUGAUUAAAAAAUUUAAAACGCGCCAAAUCAUCACCAAAGGUAUUGAUCACAUUUGGCAAGCUGAUUUAUUAAUCAUGACACAGUAUAAAAAAGAAAAUGAUGGCUACACCAAUAUUCUGAAUGUUAUAGACUGUUUUAGCAAAUAUGCUUGGUGUAUACCUCUGAAAUCAAAGUCUGCCAAAGAUGUUACUGAAGCAUUUCGAAAAAUACUCAAGGCCAAAAGACCUAAUCGAAAACCUAAAUUGCUGCAUAUUGAUCGUGGUAAAGAAUUUGUAAAUUCUACUUUCAAAAAAUUGUUGAAGGAAUAUAACAUUACCAUGUACCAUACAUUCACUGAGAUCAAAGCAGCCAUGGUAGAAAGAUUUAACAGAACAUUAAAUGAGAAAAUGAAGCUACAUUUCGAAGUUAACCAAAAUCAUCAUUGGAUAAAAAUUCUACCAAAGCUUGUUAACGAAUAUAAUAAACACGACAUACAUAGAUCUAUAGGUAUGACUCCUGCUUCUGUUACAACAAAAAUAGAACCAGUAGUUUAUCAACGUUUGUACGGGUUAAAAAAAUUUAAAUUACCAAAACCUACACUUAAAAUAGGCGAUCGUGUUCGAAUAAUUGCUUACAGAUAUACAUUUGCAAAUAAGUACUCGAGAAGAUGGACAAAAGAAAUUUUUAUAAUUGAUAAGGUACACUAUACAGUACCCAUAACAUAUACCAUAACAGCUUUGGAUGGUGAAAUAAUCAGUGGAAAGUUUUACACUCAAGAGUUACAAAAAACAAAAUUUUAACUAUAAAUAGAGGUAUGGAUGCUGCUACUGCUCAUUAUUAAAAUGGGUUCGGUACAGAUACCUUCUGUUCUACGUGCUGCUGUAUUAGGAUCUGUUGAUAGAGAGAUUCAGGAAAAUGUGCUGCAAAAAAUAUUGAGAUUCAAAAAAUACUAUGGCCAGAUCUUCAUAUGUUCUACAAAACCAAAUAUUUUCAAUUUGGACCAAAAUGUGUUGACUUUCACCGAUAUAGGAGACUUACCAAAACCACUGCCACCAAAUUCAGUGGUAAUUCUGGAAAAUAUAGCUGCUUGUAAAUCUCUUAAGCGUCUCAUUAAACAACAGAAUGUUUCCUGCAUUUACUUGUGCAAAACGUACAGAGAAUUACCUUCAGAUCUAAGUUGGCCUCUCAAUUAUGCAGUUCUAUUCCAACAGUCUGAAACUGAUAUUGCACAGUUUCAUUCUGAACAAAUUUUUGGUAUGUCCUCUGCUUUAUUUGCAGAUCUGUGUGAAUUUGUUUGGGAUUCCCCUUCUUCAGAAAAAGAUUAUCUGGUAGUUGAUAUUUCCAAGUGGAUAUAUAUGAAAAAUUUCAGGUUUUCGGUUAGGCUUCCUGCGCAUGCGCAAAUCAUACCAAAAAAAGUAUAAAUACAACCACACUAACAGUUGGUCGUCAUUACAUCUCUAGCAACCAUGGCGAACACAUCUCGUUUUCGUGCUAUCAUCAUGGCUAUUGUAGAAUUAUUCUUGUUAUGCGUACGACUCUUCAGACGUUCUCAUAAUAUAGAUAUUCAAGAGCUGCAUCCGUUCGAUUGGGAAGCUGGUGGUGAUUAUUGUUGUCUGAAGCAUUGUUUCAAUACUGCUAUGAUUACUACUGUUGUUGAUGGUCUAGCUUGUCGGGUGUGUGGUUCUUUUUGCAUCUGCUACUGCAAAUGUGUAACCUAUAUGGAGUGGCUUCAUCGAAAGAAAUUACAACAACGUCUCAUUGAAGAAGAACUGAAGAGAAGACGUAAACACCCUGAAUGCCCAAACUGCAAAUGCUAUCCCAAACAUCUAUAAAAGACACUACACUGGCUAUUGUCCUUAAUUCCAAUAUUCGAUUUCGAUUUUGAUUCUGAAGCUGAAGAUUAGCACUGUGUACCAAGUUAUCCCCACCACAACAAAAAAAAAACCUUUUCAGGGCUAUAAAUACAAGUACAAUAACAUCUGAAGCUCAUUUAUGAUCAUGGCUUUUGUACCGACAACACGUUGCAGUUCCUGCAUGCCUCUGUAUCAACCAAGUUCGUUACUACUUUUGUGUGGUAAUAAAAUUAUUGAUUGUAUCGAGUCAGUAGAGGAUAUCAAUUCUUUACAUCUACCAAAUACAUUAAAAAGUCAACUGGAAGAGUUGGUUCCAGAAGUAAGUUCAGAAUCAGACUGUCUGGGGUGUGGUAGCAGCUCGGAAGACAGUGAUGAUGGUGGUUGUUGUGGCGGUGGGGGUGGUAUUGGUGGGGGUUAUUUUGCAUGCAAUCUUUGUUAUGCAGACAAACGUUCAGAUUGUGACUGUUCAGUUUGCCCUCGUUGUCGUAGGAAAACACCAGAGUAUAAGGUAGCCUGUGAAAACGGAUACUGUAACAGGUGUGAUUGCAAAUGCUGUAAAUUUUGCAAGUGGUGUAAGCGAAAAUUCUGCACAAUUUCCUAUACUUGUGCUAGCGAUUACUGUGUCUUAUGCCACUACUGUCUCCCCCACCCUUGCAAAUACCCAAAGGCCUAGUCAUAAAUACGAGUGUUUAGUCACUUACAAGUCAUUCUUAAUUAGUAUGCCGAACUUAGUAGACCUAGCUUCAAUGACUUCACUAGUGCAAAUUGAUUGUGCAGCUAGUCCUGUUAAAAUAACCUACCAUCCAAUGGCUCUUCAACUGCAAGCUGCAGAUAAAAUAAUCGACAACAUCAACUCACCAUUGAAAAUAUUACAACUACCACUGCCCAAUAUUAUAAUUGAGCACUUGGUAGAAUUAUACAUCAAGUACCACGAUGCAGGCUACUUCAGUAUGGAUGAAGAAGACUACGAUUCCGAUUAGUUCCGCAAAUUACCCCCACCACUUUCAGAAAUGUAUAAAUAGAGCUACACCAACAUCUCCGAGUCAUUAUACAUCUGACACUCAUACACGAUGGACGUCUCUAUCAAAAACUUUAAUGAUGUCAACGAGAAGAAGCCCUUUGAAAAAUUUACCAACUUUACCAUUGGUACUACUUUCAACGUUAAAACGUUUUUCAAAUGCAAAACUGUCUACGGACAAUCGGUUGUUGUCGAGACAGAUGAAUAUCUGUUUCACUUACCUUCUCGGUAUACUCACCUAUUCGAUACAGAUGAGAAGUUGCAGGCUUGGAAAGAAGAAAAAAAUCUCCGCAUCACUUACACCGAUCUGCGCGGAAAAUCAGUAUUCUUAACGCUACACCAAUCUUCUUAAGUUUAUAAGUUUGUUAAUUUUUAUAAUUGUAAAAAUAAAAAAAUGUAAAAAAAAAAUAUAAAAAUGAAAAAUGUAAAAAAAAUAUAAAAAAUAAAAAAUGUAAAAAAAAUAUAAAAAAUAAAAAUGCAAAAAAAAAAUUUGAAAAAAAAAAAAAAAAAAAAAAGUA
Messenger RNA from Planococcus citri (citrus mealybug), 5643 nucleotides. RefSeq lists its product as uncharacterized. Gene Ontology annotation, molecular function: structural molecule activity. The record is from RefSeq and is a predicted model, not a curated record. Bases 935 to 1885 code for a protein of 316 amino acids. NCBI's taxonomy places the organism in Eukaryota, Metazoa, Arthropoda, Insecta, Hemiptera, Pseudococcidae. The transcript has a single exon.